This is a messenger RNA of Sinocyclocheilus anshuiensis, 2613 nucleotides long. Its product is annotated as extracellular calcium-sensing receptor-like. Gene Ontology annotation, cellular component: plasma membrane. The record is from RefSeq and is a predicted model, not a curated record. Lineage: Eukaryota; Metazoa; Chordata; Actinopteri; Cypriniformes; Cyprinidae. Gene Ontology annotation, molecular function: G protein-coupled receptor activity. Bases 1 to 2553 code for a protein of 850 amino acids. Gene Ontology annotation, biological process: G protein-coupled receptor signaling pathway. The transcript has 6 exons.
AUGCAUGUUAAACUUUUAUUGACCUUGACACUACUAUGUAUUACCAGGCUUUGUCCUGCUGUGUGUGGGGUUAAUAUAAACAGCUGCAUACUCCAAGGUGACCCUCAACCCCCUGCUCUCUUUGAGGAUGGAGACUUUGUCAUUGGAGGGACUUUCACCAUUCAUUAUUAUGUGAGGACUGAGAAGCAAACCUACACAAAACGACCACAACCACUUGUGUGCAGUGGCAGCAUGAACUUCAGAGAACUGCACUUUGCUCGUGCCUUACAGUUCGCCAUCCAAGAGAUAAACAACAGCUCCGAUCUCUUGCCGGGCAUCACUUUAGGGUACCAUAUAUAUGACACUUGUGCCUCUGUGGCAAUGGCAAUCAAAGUAGCAUUGCAACUUGUCAACGGACUAGAUCCUGUAUUUAACGACACUGAUUCCUGUGCAAAACUGAAUCCAGUUCCCACACUAAUCGGAAAUUCAGCUUCCACUGCAGCUAUAAGUAUUUCAAGACUUUUUGGUCCUCUUGGAAUCACACAGGUGAGUCAUUACGCAACAUGCGCGUGUCUCAGUGACAAGCGGCAGCAUCCUACUUUUUUCAGGACCAUCCCCAGUGAUCACCAUCAAGCGGCAGCACUGGCACGGAUGGUCAAGCACUUCGGAUGGACGUGGAUCGGAGCUGUGUGCAGUGAUUCAGACUAUGGGAACAAUGGCAUGGCAUCAUUCCUGAAAGCUGCUGAGGAAGAGGGAAUCUGUGUGGAGUAUUCUGAGGCCUAUUACAGGACCCAGCCGCGCAGCAAACUGAAAAGAGUCGCGGAUGUCAUUCGCGAGUCAACGGCUCGUGUGAUAGUUGCUUUCAUGGCCGAAGGUGAUAUGAGAAUUAUUUUAGAAGAGUUGAGCCAGCAGCCUCCUCCCCUGAUGCAGUGGAUUGGCAGCGAGGCGUGGGUUACAGACCCAGAAAUGCUGCGGUUUAAUUUGUGUAUUGGUGCUGUGGGUUUUGCAAUCCCGCGUUCUGUUAUUCCGGGUUUUCGCAACUUUCUACUUGACCUGUCUCCAGAACAAGCGCUAAAAUUCCCCCUGCUCACAGAAUUCUGGGAAAGUUCAUUUAGCUGUAGUUUAAAACAGCAAAUAGGUUCUUCUAUUGGUAUGCCAGCAUGUGAUGACACAGAGGACCUGCGCGCUUUACAGAACCCGUACACUGACACAUCCUAUUUGGUGUACAAAGCCACUUACGCUGUAGCUCAUGCCCUCCAUGGCAUCGUCUGUAAUGAAAUGCGAUGUGACAAAAACAUCAAAGUUGAGCCCCGGCAGGUUUUUGAUCAACUCAAGCGACUGAACUUCACUAAAAAUAAUUAUUCUGUUUCAUUCGAUACCAAUGGAGACCCUGUGGCUACCUAUGAAUUUGUGAAUUGGCAGCUUCAGGGAGACGGUUCAGUUGAUUUUGUGACAGUGGGUCAAUAUGAUGCAUCCAAGACUAAAGGCCAAGAAUUCAGUCUGAGCAGAGCUAUCAUUUGGUAUGAUGGCAGUGAAAAGGUGCCGGUGUCUGUGUGCAGUGGGAGCUGUCCUCCAGGUACUAGGAAGGCUGCACAGGAAGGAAGACCUGUCUGCUGUUAUGACUGUAUUAAGUGUGGAGAAGGAGAAAUCAGUAAUGAGACAGAUUCUUUAGAUUGUCACGAAUGCCUACCUGAGUAUUGGCCCAAUAAUGAGAAGGACAAGUGUCUUCCUAAACCAGUGGAGUUUCUCUCCUGGGAUGAGAUUCUUGGGAUUUUACUGGCUACUUUCUCUAUUGCUGGCUCUUUAGUGGCUUUAAGCAUAACAUUAGUAUUCUACAAAAACAGGGCCUCUCCAAUAGUAAGAGCCAACAACUCAGAGCUGAGUUUCCUGAUGCUUUUCUCACUGGCUCUGUGUUUUCUCUGUUCACUUACUUUCAUUGGUCGGCCCACUGAGUGGUCCUGUAUGUUGCGUCACACAGCAUUUGGGAUCACUUUUGUCCUCUGUAUCUCCUGUGUUUUGGGGAAAACAAUAGUAGUGUUAAUGGCUUUCAAAGCUACACUUCCAGGAAGUAAUGUCACGAAAUGGUUUGGGCCUCUUCAACAGAGACUCAGUGUUUUGGGUUUCACUCUUGUACAGGUACUUAUAUGUGUGCUUUGGUUAAUGAUAUCCCCUCCAUUCCCUUACAAGAAUAUGCAACACUACAAAGAACAGAUCAUUCUAGAAUGCAGUUUAGGAUCAGCUAUAGGUUUCUGGGCUGUACUGGGAUAUAUUGGCCUCCUAGCUUUCCUUUGCUUUGUUUUAGCUUUUCUUGCCCGGAAGCUGCCUGAUAACUUCAAUGAGGCUAAGUUCAUCACAUUCAGUAUGCUCAUAUUCUGUGCUGUAUGGAUCACCUUUAUUCCUGCUUAUGUCAGCUCUCCUGGGAAAUUUACUGUAGCUGUGGAGAUAUUUGCCAUUUUAGCUUCAAGCUUUGGUUUGAGUUUCUGUAUUUUUGCUCCUAAGUGUUUCAUUAUUGUAUUUAGGCCAGAGCAAAAUACGAAAAAACACUUAAUGGGUAAAGUACCAUCAGCCAACUAAAGCCAUCUGAGACAAGCACAACUCUCAUUCACAUGAAAUGUUUUCAUAUGUUUGUUAUAU